AUGAGUUUUGCUGUAAGGAAGCAACUCCAAUUAUUCAGCGAAUUUCAGAAUUUAUCAAAAACAAAUCAUACAAGCAAAAUAGCUAAAAAGCUUAAAGAAAUCGAAGCAGUUCAUGGACUUCCAGCUGAGGCACCUCCAGUUGUUGAUUGCACUCAUAUGAUUAUGGCCAGAGUUAACAACGACAGAGAUAAAGAAAUAGAAUUUGCAAGAAAAUUAAUCGCAACCAAAAAUAUGGAAUACACAAUCAUCACAGAAUUGUUGGCCACUUUAACAGCUUAUAACUUAUACUCUGACAUCGAAGAACUUUACAAAAUUUUAGCGUUUGCAAUGAAAAACAAAGCAGAAUUAUUCAGAAAUCUCAUGGGUUUGGAGUUUAUGAACAAAAACUAUAAGGAAGCACAAACAAGUGCAAUGUCAAUUGUUCGCCUGGAAAAUACUGACGCAAAUAUUGGUACAGCAGCAUUUGCUUAUUAUAUCUUAGGAAAACAAGAAAAUAAUCCAGUUUUCUUCAAGUUUGGCUUAGCUUUCAUUGAAAAAGUCAAAAACCUCUCUCAAGGAGUUAUUCAGCUCAAGAUUAACCUUCUUGAUGCAAAUUCUAAGUAUCAAGAGAUUAUUGAUUACGUAAAUCAAGAGAACGUCAAGGAACUCUUCAAACCAAAUGAUCUCGUACUCCGCCGCGCUGAAAUGGAAGCAUAUAGAAAAUUAAAUAAGCUAGAAGAGGUUGCAAACUGCGCAGCUAGGUUCUUAGCAGAGUACAAUGACGAUUCUAUUGACGAAUGGCGCCUUGUUGUUCAAUAUCAUGCAGAUCCAAAAUCAUUGAUCGAAAAAUACAAGAAUGGCAUCAAGCGCGGACCAUAUCUUGCAGAAAUAGACCUUGCUCUUAAGAAUGGUGAAGAUAUUGCUCCAUUGUUAUUGCAAUAUUCCGAUAGAUUUUUGAAGAAGAAUUGCGUAUUCGGAGAUCUCAAGAAAUACUUUACUAAAGAGAUUUGCAGUAAGAUCCAAAACAUCAGCGACCCUGCUUGCAGCGCUUUUGUCACAGGAAAAUUAAAUUUCGAAUCUUCAGAGGGCAGAUUGGCCGCAAUUGCAGGCGAAUUCUACUUAUCUAAGUAUCUCGAAACAAAAGAUGUCGAACAGUUCAAACUCGCAGUCAAUGAAGCGAGGAAGUUCCCCGACCACCCAGACUCUCAAUUUUUGUUCAUCAGGUUAUGCGGUAUUGCAAAGAUGGUUUCAGCGGAAUCAGCUGCCUGGGAACAUCUUAGACUCGAAGGUAUCCAGUACUUCAGCCUUUCCUCGACAAUUGUCACUGAUGCAAUUAAUAAUUUUAAUGUUGACGUUUUGAAGGAGUUCUGCAACCACGGAGCCUUCUAUUAUUCAAAGUCCAUCCCUAACUUCUCAAGUGCUAUCGAUAAAGCAUGCCAACACUUGAAUUAUUUCAAUGUUGAAUCAAUGAUCAACUUCUGUCAGCAGAUUUUCUCCCAUUCGAUGCAUUAUCUCUUCUGCUCACUAGAUGCCAUAUUCAAUGUUAUAGAUGGCAAGUAUUUCAACUACGAAUUAGACAAUCUUCAAAUACUCUCAAAGAUAGAGUUAUUCAACAAGACAGAUAGAACAGUCCUUCCUAUCUACUUCGAUAACGAAAACUUAAAGAAUGCAAUGUACCCAGAAAUCAUUGAAAAAGUCCAUAAUUUCGGUGCAGUUGCAAGAACCCUCUUGUCACUUUUCCUCGAAAAAAGUGACACAUCCCUUGAAGAAAUCAAAGCUCCUGAAUGGAAGCCAUUUGUAGAAUACAUCAAGUCUGAGGGCAAAGUUGUUCCUGAGCAAUGCAACAUGUUCACACUUCUUUGCAUUUGUGCUGCAGCCAAGAAAUUCAAUAAAAUUGCCGAACAGAAAGAGAAACUCUCCAAAUUACUUGAUGAAGCAUCUAAACCAAUGCAGGUAGAUACUCAGAUGCUUACAAAGGAUCUCGAAGAGAGAUUGGAGAAAGAAAAUCAGAGCAUUAACAAAUCUAUCCAGUUUAUCCGCAAUUUACUUCAGUAA
Molecule: messenger RNA, 2034 nt
Organism: Trichomonas vaginalis G3
Lineage: Eukaryota; Parabasalia; Trichomonadida; Trichomonadidae
Product: N-terminal acetyltransferase-related family
Exons: 1
Coding region: 1-2034 (677 amino acids)
Source: RefSeq, a predicted model, not a curated record